AUGGGAGCUCCGGCCUCUGCCGGGGCGACCUCGACGGCCACGGGAAGCCAACCGACCCGGUCCUCGAGCACCCAUCCGUCGCACUCUCACAAUGUACCCCUGAGCGCUCGCAGGUCAGCGCCUCUUGACCUUUCUACAGUCGAACGGCGUGGACAGCCGAACAACCCCAGAGAGCCAUCGAAGCGCAUUCGUCCCCAUGGCAUCCCAGAAGCCCCGACCUUUCGUCCGACAGAGGAAGAAUUCAAGGAUCCAGUAGCCUACAUCCAGAAGAUUGCACCAGAGGGGAAAAAAUAUGGAAUUUGCCGUGUGAUUCCACCAGAGGGCUGGCAGCCGACUUUCGCGAUUGACACAGAGCGAUUCCAUUUCAAGACUCGUCGACAAGAGCUCAAUUCCGUCGAAGGAGGCAAUCGCGCGAACAUGAAUUAUGUUGAUGGACUUGCUAUGUUCCACAAGCAACAUGGCACUAAUUACAGCCGGCUACCCAGUGUUGAUAAGCGCCCAUUGGAUCUCUACAAGCUCAAAAAGGCAGUAGAGACUCGUGGUGGUUUCGAGUCCGUCUGCAAGACCAAAAAAUGGGCCGAAAUCGGUCGCGACCUUGGAUACAGCGGCAAAAUUAUGUCUUCCUUGUCGACUUCGCUCAAAAAUUCAUACCAGCGCUACUUGCAGCCAUAUGAGGAAUAUCUGGCACGGGCCAAACCGGGUGUUCAACAACAACUUGAGCUUGAGCAUGGGGGUCCAUAUACCCCUUCACCUCUCCAAUCUCCCAUGACUCACAAGCCCAUGGUGGAUGAGAAUGGUACGCCCUCUAAAAUGCGCGACGAAACUCCUAGUCUGCCUCGGAUGGCUGCUUCGCAUACUCCCAUGGCUUAUACCCCAAUGGCGCAUACCCCCAUGGAAAAAUCGCCAGAGAAGCCAACACCUCCCGUCGAACCUACUCCUCCUCCAGCUUCGCGUCCUGCCGCUACAGGCUUUACUCCUGUGAACUCUGCUCUCGGUGGAUUCACCGCCGUCAAUCAUUCUCCGUUCACCCCUGCGAACAACGGCCCGCAAAUUAAGCGCGAAGGAGAGAACGGCACGUUAACACCUAAUGUUUUUUCCGAGCAUACCUUCGUCUCCACACCCAUGAACGGACAAGAUGGGGAGACUAUGAAGCGUGCUAUCAGCCGCGAGGACAGCUCUCAGGGGGAAACUGGCGAUGACGAUGGCGGAAGUGGCCGACGCAGCAAGCGCCUCAAGAAAGAUUGCCUCCCAACAGUUGCAGGUUCUCACAUGUCGCUCCUUCGUCCGGCGCCACCUAAAGCACGCAAGGAUGGCUCUCAACCCGCAGGAGAGAAAUGUGAGACUUGUGGCAAAUCGGAUGAACAACAGUCAAUUCUUGUUUGUGACGGUUGUGAGCUUGGGUAUCAUAAGGCGUGCCUCGAUCCAUCUACUACGACUCUAUCGGAUCAUGAUUGGCACUGCCCCAAGUGUUUAGUCGGCACUGGAGAAUUCGGAUUUGAAGACGGCGGUGUCUACUCGCUCAAGCAGUUCCAAGAAAAGGCCAACGAAUUCAAGAAGAAGUACUUUGCUUCCAAAAUGCCAUUCGACCCGGUUCUGAAUACCCAUCGACGUGAAACCGAGGAUGACGUGGAGGCUGAAUUCUGGAAGCUGGUGGUUGAUUUGCACGAGACGGUGGAAGUUGAGUACGGCGCGGACAUCCAUUCAACCACCCAUGGAAGUGGAUUCCCAACCAUCGAGCGUAACCCACUUGAUCCAUAUUCGUCUGAUCCUUGGAACUUGAACGUACUUCCUUUCUACGGUGACUCGCUGUUCCGUUACAUCAAGUCCGAUAUCUCUGGCAUGACCGUCCCAUGGGUCUAUGUUGGGAUGUGUUUCUCGACUUUCUGCUGGCAUAACGAGGAUCAUUAUGCCUAUUCGGCCAACUACCAACAUUUCGGCGCUACCAAGACCUGGUAUGGAAUUCCAGGUGCUGAUGCGGAGGCUUUCGAGGCGGCCAUGCGUGAUGCUGUUCCAGAACUUUUCGAAGGACAGCCCGAUCUCCUUUUCCAGCUUGUUACCUUGAUGCCACCAGACAAACUCCGUAAGGCUGGCGUUAACGUUUAUGCCGUGGAUCAGCGCGCUGGUCAAUUCGUUCUCACAUUCCCUCAAGCGUAUCAUGCCGGAUUCAACCAUGGCUUUAAUUUCAACGAAGCAGUCAACUUUGCGCCUGCCGACUGGGAGCCUUACGGUGCAGCGGGCGUUGACCGUCUUCAGAAUUUCCGCAGACACCCAUGCUUUUCCCACGAUGAACUGCUCCUUACAGCUGCUGCGCGUGAUACUUCGAUUGCCACUGCUAAGUGGCUUGCGCCUGCACUAGCAAGAACUUGCGCUCGAGAAUUAGGCGAACGAGCCACUUUCUUGUACCGGCAGAAGGAAGUCGCUGCUCGUACCCCUGGGUUUGGCCCUGAUUCCAUGGCCGACGAUGCACAGCCAAAAUUCGUAGUUGAGAAUGAAGACCUUCCGGAGGAUGAUUAUCAGUGCCAACAUUGCAAAGCAUACGCUUACCUCACCCAGUUCCGUUGUCACAAAUCAGGCAAAACCGUCUGUUUGUCACACGUGGAUACCUACGACUGCUGUGGCGAGACACUUGCACAAAAGUUGUGUGGCCCGGGCCACACUUUGCGUUUCCGCAUGAGUGAUGAAGAAUUGCAGGGACUCGUCCAGAAAGUCCAAGAACGAGCCAGGAUCCCGGAAGCCUGGUCCGAAAAGCUCGACAAGACCCUGGAGGAUGAACCGAAGCCCCAGCUUAAGGCCCUUCAUAACUUGCUCAAUGAAGGUGAGAAAAUCCCAUACCACUUGCCUGGCCUCCAAGAUCUUGCGGCCUUCGUCCAGCGUUGCGAUAAAUGGGUUGAAGAAGCCAACAACUACAUUACCCGGAAACAACAAAACCGGAGAAAAAACGAGAAGGCUUGGCGCAGAGGCAGCACCAAGGCUGCGCAGCUGGACGAUCGCGAUCGCGAAGUCCGCAGAAUUGAACACAUCUACGCCCUUCAGGCAGAGGCUGAUAAACUUUCGUUCGACUGUCCACAGAUGGCGGCGUUGGAAGAGAAAACCCGCGAAAUCGAGAAAUACCAACAGGAUAUUAAUACUACCCUGAUGAACCCACAUAGCCGGCCCCUCCAGGAGAUUGAAGAACUUAUCGAAUCCGGCAAAAAUUUUAACGUGGAAGUCCCGGAACUGGAACACCUGGAGCAAGUUUCCCGCCAAAUCAAAUGGAUCGAACAAGCCGCCCGCAGACGAGAUCAGUAUAUGACCCUUAACGAUUGCCGGGAACUCGUGGCCGGUGCAGAGAAGCUAGGUCUUUCUGAUACAAACGAACAUUUAGUCCACUUCAAAGAACUUGCUCGCCACGGUGAUGCGUGGGAAAUGAAGGCCAAGGAAUUAAUGUCGGUCGAAGCCGUUCACUAUCAACAGCUAGAGGCCCUAUCUGCGCAGGCCUCUCGUUUCCCGGUUUCACCCGAUACUCUCUCUGCUGUGGAUGCUAUCUUGACCAAGCAGCGUGAGGCACAAAAGCGGAUCCAGACCCUAUACGAAAAGAGCAAGGACCCCGAGAUGAAGAACCGACCUAAGUACAAGGAUAUCAGAGACCUUAUGGAAUCUCUCGAGCAUUUAACAAGUCGACCUAUUGGAGCAAUUGACCUGGAACGUGAGCAAAAGCGGCAUGAAGACUGGAUGCGAAAGGGCAAGAAGCUGUUUGGGAAGGCGAACGCUCCUCUACAUAUCUUGAAAUCCCAUAUGGAAUACGUUGAAAGGCGGAACUCAUACUGCUUCGAUCUAGAGGACAGUUACCGACCGCCCGUGGAACCAUCAUCUCGAGACAAUUCGCCUGAAGGUUUACUCGAGACUCCUGGCAAUCCGAACAUGUGGGGACCAAAAUCACGAAAGCGAGAUGUGUUCUGUAUCUGCAGGCAUUCUGAAGCAGGGAUGAUGAUUGAGUGUGAGGUCUGCCACGAAUGGUACCAUGGCAAAUGUUUGAAAAUUGCUAGGGGUAAGGUAAAGGAAUUUGACAAAUACACCUGUCCAAUUUGCGAUUGGCGUCAGAAGAUUCCCCGUGAUGCUGCCCGUCCCAAGCUUGAGGAUCUCCAGGAUUGGCACGCUGAAAUCGCAACUUUGCCUUUCCAGCCCGAGGAGGAAGAGGUACUCGAGAGUAUCAUCAACCAAGCGACGGCCUUCCGCGAUUUCCUGCAUGGCUUCACCAAUGCUGCCUGCACAACGACCGAGGAAGUGCCUACUUUGAUAUUCUACCUGCGCAAAAUUGAGGGUGCCGAAGUUCUCCUUACGUUUGAGACGAAUUUCUUCCGCCAAGAGAUACAUAAGUGGGCACCUGUCGCACCGGAACCUCCUCCAAUUCUGGAACAAUCUCUGUCGACCCGAAAACCACGACCGACCAAGCAGCAGAAAAUCAUGGCCCAGCUUGGAGUGAAUCGUCCAGAGGAUCUCCCCGAGCAUCUUCGACCCAAGCACAUCGGCUCCACCAAGCGGAAAUCAGUCGAUACCCAGUCUCACUUAGGUCCUAGUCACGGUGUACCCUUGCAACCAGCACCACCAUCUUCCAGUGGCGGACCAGCUUCCAGCACAGGUCCAACAUUGGCUCAAUUGUCGGAUCCAAAUGCUGCUCCAUACCCCUUUUCAGCCAAUUAUUCUUUGCCUGCCAGCGAUUCUACGCCUGCAUUUGCGCCUACCUCAUCAUCUGCCUUCCUCCCUCACGCAGCCGCCUCUCAAUCUCCAUCAUUCCUGCCUCGGUCACCUCCUCCGCCACAAGAUAUGGAAACCUCACUUUUCAGUCCUCCUCGCUUUGGUCAUGAGCCUCAGUUUGCGAGCAGUAGCCCUCGCCAGAAUCUUGACGACGUGUUUGCAGACUUGACGAAUCAAGAGAUUGACCCUGAAGCCGAGCCACAACCGAUGGAAAAUACUCAUGCCAAUGAGGCCCUAGAGGCGCUCGUCGUUAGCAAUGGCAGUAGUCGUGCUCCUUCUGUCCAAGAUGAUUCAGGCCAACCUAAUGAACCUGGUGUGCCGCAAGGUGAGCCCAAACUCGAGGGUACCAAUGGAGUCCUCGAGGACGAGGAGCUUUAA
Molecule: messenger RNA, 5112 nt
Organism: Penicillium paradoxum
Lineage: Eukaryota; Fungi; Ascomycota; Eurotiomycetes; Eurotiales; Aspergillaceae
Exons: 6
Coding region: 1-5112 (1703 amino acids)
Biological process (GO): chromatin remodeling
Cellular component (GO): nucleus
Molecular function (GO): DNA binding; histone demethylase activity
Source: RefSeq, a predicted model, not a curated record